This is a messenger RNA of Fundulus heteroclitus (mummichog), 3469 nucleotides long. RefSeq lists its product as uncharacterized. Lineage: Eukaryota; Metazoa; Chordata; Actinopteri; Cyprinodontiformes; Fundulidae. The record is from RefSeq and is a predicted model, not a curated record. The transcript is spliced from 12 exons. The coding region runs from base 960 to 2219 and encodes 419 amino acids.
UGAAAACUCCAGAUUAGUCACUUUGAGUUCAACAGAUACAAAACAAUCAGAAAAGGUCAGAACUCUUCACAAAACACCGUUUUGAAGUGUGUCGGGGGAAAUUGAGGAAUUUGAAGCAGAUCUCGAGCUGCUUCACAAGCAGCUGGAAGAUGGAAAGAAAAUCAAUUAGGCAGUGAUUGAUGCUCUCAAUCAAGCAGACACCCUCAAACCUUCUGGCCACAGAAGAUUGAAAUCCAUCCAUCCCAGAUGAUCAUAUCUCCCAAAAGAAGAACCCAUAUAUGGAAUAAUGGGGAGAACUAGAAUGGGAUUUUCUCUUUCUCUUCUGCUAUAUUUUCUUCAACUCUACAGAGCUAGAGGUGAUCAUUGCACCAGCCUUCCACUGAAGGGUCUUACUUGCUACAAUGACUAUGAUCAUACCAUCACCUGUGUGUGGAACGAGUCACCUGUCUGUGAUCAUACAGAUGAUGUGUGCACAGUGCAAGCAGAACAAGUUCCAGAACCGAAUGAUUCAGAGCCCUACAGGACUUCCUGUGACUUAAAACCAUUUGAUGCCUUGAACUCAGCUUCUAAAAGCUUCUCUCUAGUCUUCGAAGAGGAUUAUAUUUUUAUGUCCUCUGAUGUGUUAUCCGUUAAGGCGAACUGCACACAUUCAAAACAAAUUCAAAACAUGUUCUACAAGCCUUCGAGUCACAUUAAGUUGAAUCCACCAGGAAAACCCAAUGUAAACCAGACUACUGUGACGUGGUUUACACAAGUUAAAGAGCAUGACGUAAUUACACAAUUCCAGUCCCAGCUACAGUGGAAACAAAAAGAUAAGUCAUGGAAUGAUCCUUCUGUUCAGACUAAACAGAAGGAUCGGUGCGAAAGGUCCUGUGAGGUGCAGCUGGAUCCCAGUUUGCUCAUAAGAGACGAGACUUAUGAAGCGCGUGUUCGCGUGAAAGUCUCUGAAGAAGCUCUAAAUGGGAUCUGGAGUGAUUGGAGCCCCACAGAGUCAUGGGUGUCACCAGUGGGAACACAGAAACCAAUAUCAGAGUAUGGGUAUGGGAGUUACAAGAACUGGUGUUUUAACCCUGGCAGCGAUGGGUCUUUUACUCACUGGUGUGGUCCUGAUAAUACGUAAAAAGACACUGAUCUACAUGGUGAAGAGUUUUAAAGGUCCACCCUUACCAGACCCUGGGAAAUCUGACAUCUUCCAGGACUGGUUUACUCUGAAUUCUAAAGACAAAGGGGAUUCUCUUGGAUCAAAACCGGAGAGAUCUGCAGUCCAGACUUGGUUAGGGUCUCACUUUACCAGUGAAAAUGUCCAGUCUUUCUUUAGCUCAGUGGACAUUGUCCCUUAUGAAGUAACCUCCACCGUGGAUGCCGUGCAGUUCUGCAAGCCAACUGUAAAAAUUAUUACAGAAAGCAACAAUUACAACUCGAGCUGCUCCAGCUUCUCCAACCCCAGUUACUCUGAGCUGUGUACUUCUUCUUGUGUACCUACUGAUAAACUGCAGGCCUGUGCAGUUGAUGCCCCCUACAAGCCUGUUGGGGGCCAAGCUGAAGAAAAAAACACUGAACAUGACAGUGAAUUAGUGGCAAAAAAAGAUUCAGAAAUGGUCAAGUUACUGUUAAUGAGUGGUAAUGAAAAGGUGUCAGUGGUUGUUUCAGACUAUGAGAAGGUUAAAAAGCAACAGGCCGAGCGCCACAGGCUCCACAGUGUAGAUUCAGGCAUGUGCAGUUGUGAAGAAGUCAGUCAGGAAAGCAUGGAAGCAGACAGCAUCAAUAUGAGUUAUGGACAAGAUGAGGAGACACCCCACAAGGGACAAAUAGAGGAGGAAGACAAGGAAGGGAAUGAGAAAAAGUUUGAUUUCCAGACAUUGUUUGGAGGCAGCGGGAGCAUCUUGGGCAAAAACUCUAUCCAGAUUUGUUCAGGUUAUAAAAAAAUCCCAGGGCUGCAACCUUCAGGUUGGCAAGAUGUUAGCAUGACAGCUGAGGAGAGACAGGAAGAUAGAACAGACGAGGAAGAUAAGCCCUCUGAAAUGACUUGUUUCCUUUUCCCUCCUCAUCCUCCCAUCACCCUACCACAGCAGCACUUAAACAUCUGUGAGUCAACUAGGAGUCCAUUCUUACCAUCUCUCCAUGUUAAUGACUUCCUUAAGCAGAUUGCUCUUUCAGGUAGUGCACAGCAGCAGUCCUGUGAUGAUGGCUACAUGCCGGUGAGGCAGAAAGAGACCUGAUAAUGGGCAGCAGAUCUUAUAUUACAGUCAGAUAUACCAUAACAUUAUUUUCAGGAAUUUAUCCAGUGCUCAAUGUACUAACGGAAGAUGACAGUUUUAAUGAAUGUAUUUUCUCAUUUUGAUACUAGUGUAUUUACCAGUAUAUACAUCAUAUACCUCAUGCACCUUUUCCUCCUUUUGGCACCUUCUUUUGGUUAUUGAGCCAAUGUGACACGUGAAUUUCUCCACUGUGAGAUCAAUAAAGUCUAUCUUAUCUUAUGAAAUACGAGACAUAACCAACAUGCUAUUUGAAUAUGAUAAUGUCUUUCAUUGAUCUUGCUCAUUAAAACAGCUGAGAUGUGUCAAUCUGGAUGCUGAACCGUUGUAUGUCUAAAAAAAAUUGCAUGUUAAUGUGAAUUAUGUUUGUACAACAGACACUUUUCACAGUUGUUCUUCGAUUUCUAAGCAAUGAAGGUUUUUACUGCUCAUAUUAGUCAUUACUAUCUGUAGUUCCUCUGAUGUGAAUCAGACAGAUUAAAUCUCUGAGCUCAGGGUGCAGUAACUUAAGUCAGAAAAUGUAAUUUCAUUACAAUGACGGUGUUGUUUUCUUAAGAAGUCAAUUUUUAAAGCUUUUAUACAAACAGUAUUGUAGCGUUUCUAGUUUAUCUUCUUCCUUUCUUUCAGUCACAAUGAAUGCAAUGCAUUUCUGUUGGAUAUGGCAUAGUGUCAGUAAAGAUAAGACGUCUUUUGAUGAUGUCCUGCAAGAAGUUUAACAGAUCUUUUAAUUUAUUUAUUUGGCGCAGCAUUUAUUGGCAUCGUUUCUAUUUUUAACAAUGUCCCUGAUUUAAAUGUGUAUGUUAGCUUUAAGAUGCACUGACAUGAUAUAAAUAUUUGAACGGACGUGAAUUAUUUUUGAUAAAUUGCGUAUCUUAAAGGUCUGACUUUGGUGAUGGUGUUGUUGGAAAAAUAAUGUGUCUUCUGAUGGUAACACCUAGAUUGAUCAGAUGAUUUAUCAGCAGCACAGAUGUUAAAAGCAGAAAUACUGGUAAUAUAGGAAACCUAAGUUUCAGUGUUACAGCUCUAGUGUCUUGGUUUUAUUUCAUUUUAACAAUUUACUAAUCCAAGCAUCAAUAACCAGGAUCUGAUUUUUUUCAGAAUGUAUUUUAUUUAUAUUUUCAAUAUAAUUUUAUAUCUAAGGUCUGUGCUUUUCAACUUGUUGAGAAGCCAUUCUAGAGCCAUUGUUAAAUGUUCAAUAAAGCCAUGAGAAAGGU